AUGACACUCCGCAACCAUGGCACAAUCCACAUACAGCCGUCACUCAUCAGCCGGUCCAACAGAGUAUCUCCUGUGCAGCUGCAGGAAGCGGAUCCUCGGGCUUUUGUAUUCCGCAACGUGGUAACGGACUUCCACGCAGAUAACACUGGCAAGGAUGAUUCGGCUGGUGCGAUUCAAAAUGCGAUCGAAGCAGGAGCAUCGAACGGCCCCAAGCGGAAUUCUCGAAGCAUGGGCACAACAGGCCAACCGGCCAUCAUUUAUCUUCCAGGCGGUACCUAUCUGAUGCGGAGCAGUCUACAGUUCUACGUGGGGACAGUUUUAGUUGGUAAUCCAAAGAACCCACCUGUCUUGAAAGCUGCGCCGGGGUUCUCCAAUGAUCAUAUCAUCUAUGCGAAAGACCCAAAUGUGGAGGGUACCAAUAACUUCUAUAUUGGCAUCAAGAACAUCAUCAUUGAUUCGACCGCGCUGGAUCCAGCGCAGAAUAUCGCCCUUCUUGAUUGGACUGUCAGUCAGGCAACACAGUUGGCCAAUGUUGUGUUCAACAUGCCGACUGGUUCCACUGCCCAUAUUGGACUGACCACGCAAUAUGACUAUAACAGCAAUAUCAUCUUUAAUGACCUCCGCUUCAAUGGCGGUGCUAUCGGUAUGAAGUUGAGUGGGCAGCAAUGGGUAUUCAAGAACCUUACCUUCAGUGGAACAUCCACUGGCGUGGUGGCCGGAGGAACCAAUAUUGUCUUUCUGGGAUGCCGCUUUGAAAAUGGCAAUGUUGGUAUCGAUGCCAGUGGGACAUCUGGAUCGCUGACCGUUAUCGACUCGAUUGGUUUUGGUCUGAAUGCAUUCGUUGUAUCCGGCGACUCAGGUAGCGCUGGAAACGCGAUUAUCUUAGAGAACAUUAAGAAUAGUGGCGCGACUGUCCGAAUGGGCAACAAUACAGUGCUCAACGGAGACAUGUUGCAGACUUGGGUACACGGUGAUAUGUAUUCACCUGGAAACGCAAACAAACAACGAGCAGAAGGACAAAGCGUGUCAACGCGAAGAACAGCUGAGCUGUUGAUGGGCGGGCAGGAUUAUUUCACCAUGGCACCUCCGACAUACAGUGAAUACACUGUGGAGCAAGUCCUCAAUAUCAAGAGUGUUCCAGACAAACCCGUCUACGGCGAUGGUGUGACCGAUGAUACUCAACACAUCAAUGAAAUCCUGGCACAGGCUCGUGACUGCAAAGUUAUCUACUUCCCAGCCGGUACAUACAUCGUUACAGACACCAUUCUCGUGCCUGCUGGUCUCCGCGUUGUCGGAGACGCUUUUGCGUCCACCAUCAGCGCAUCCGGCGCCAAGUUUGCCGAUGCCAACGCAGUACGGGUUAUGGUUCGCUUUGGUUAUCCAGGAGAUGUCGGUAUUCUCCAUGUUAGUGACCUGAUGUUCACAGUAGCCGAUGUGCUGCCGGGUUGCCAAUUAGUGGAAGUGAAUAUUGCAGGCAAUAGUCGGGGAGACGUGGGAUUCUGGAAUACUCAUUUCCGCAUUGGGGGUGCUGCUGGCAGCCUCGUGGAGACCAAAUGUCAAGGCGGACCGGCGGAAUGCAAGGCCGCCUGGGGCCUGCUCCGUCUCACCAGUACGUCCUCAGCAUACAUUGAAAACAUGUGGGGAUGGACAGCAGACCACGACCUGGACGGCAACCGCAACCAGACCAUCGCUACUGGCCGCGGUCUGCUGGUCGAGGCCACCAAAGGCACCUGGCUGGUGGGCACGGGCUUCGAGCACAACACUCUCUACCAAUACAACUUCCAACGCGCACGCAACGUCUUCUCUGCCCUGCAGCAGAGCGAGUCGCCCUACUGGCAAGGACCAGGCAACAUGCUUGCUCCUGCGCCCUGGGACCAGAGUCUAGUCGCAAGCGACCCGGAUUACUCGCAUUGCGCCGCGGACGAUGCGACCUGUCGCAUGGCCCUGUUUGAGCUGAUCCAAAACUCGUCCGAUCUCUUUCUGUAUGGGGGUUGCAACUGGGUCUUCUUCAACAACAAGCAGAAUUGCCAGGGCGCGUGUCAGCAGAAUGCCAUCCGCACGCUAGAUUCAUCGUCGCUUUUUCUGUACGGGACAAACACGAAGAGUAUGGCCAAUAUGGUUAUUAAUGGAAACACACCCAUUGCCCGGGAGAGUGAUAAUGCCGGUGGCUGGGGAGGAGUGAUUGCGGCUUAUUUGUAUAGUUCGUGA
Messenger RNA from Aspergillus clavatus NRRL 1, 2208 nucleotides. Its product is annotated as glycoside hydrolase family 55 protein. Gene Ontology annotation, molecular function: polygalacturonase activity. The transcript has 6 exons. Lineage: Eukaryota; Fungi; Ascomycota; Eurotiomycetes; Eurotiales; Aspergillaceae. The record is from RefSeq and is a predicted model, not a curated record. Bases 1 to 2208 code for a protein of 735 amino acids.